Molecule: messenger RNA, 2454 nt
Organism: Seriola aureovittata
Lineage: Eukaryota; Metazoa; Chordata; Actinopteri; Carangiformes; Carangidae
Gene: eme2
Product: probable crossover junction endonuclease EME2
Exons: 8
Coding region: 805-2121 (438 amino acids)
Biological process (GO): mitotic intra-S DNA damage checkpoint signaling; replication fork processing; resolution of meiotic recombination intermediates
Cellular component (GO): Holliday junction resolvase complex; nucleus
Molecular function (GO): nuclease activity; DNA binding
Source: RefSeq, a predicted model, not a curated record
CAAUCAAUGUGAGCCAAAAAGCACAAGUUAAAAUAUAACUGGGUGUAAACAUUUGUAUGGUAUUUUAUUCUUGUUUAUUCUUAUUAUUUUUGAAUGCAGCAUUAACAUCCCUAAAAUCUAUUACAUACACAUCCUUUCUGAUUUCUUUCCAGCUAACAUUGCCUUUUUAUGCUUGUCAAAUCAACAUUUAAUUGAAGUUUCAGUCUAUUAAAAUCUUCAUAAAAACAAUGGAGCAAAAAGGAUAAACCAAAACCAUCAAAUUGCCCAUUAGGGCUGCUUACUUUAGUAUGACUCUGAGAUAACAACUACAUUGGUCACCUCAAUAUUUACAUAUUCACAUUUUCAUAUUGAGAAUAAAUCUUGUACAACUGAAGAUAGGUUGCGGUGUAUAUAUGUGGUUCCAGUACCAAGUCUGAUCACACAUAAAGUACAGCUAAAUCUUAGUUUUAAAUCUUUUAAAGUCCACCAUUCCUUCCUUGCGUCAUUGUGUCCUGAAAUUUAAAUCAAUAAAACCAACAUGUGUCGACCGGUUUGUAGUCCACCUGCUGACAGCUGCUAUGUGUCUCUCUUUGACUUCUGCUAUUUCUAAUUAAAGACCCGUAAUUUACUUUAUAUUAUAAGAUAUCUCUUUGUAAAGGGUUCUUGCAGGGUAAAAUGCGAAUAUAUAUAGCGCGUUUUACAGUUGUCCCUCGGUGGACACCAUAGGACACUGGUGCUACAAACAUUGUUGUCCCAAUUUAAAGGGUAGCAUGCGCUUCAUAAACUGUGUGUUCACGUAGGUGGACUAUGCCUUAAACCUUGGAAAUGUCUGUCUUGCGUAGGGCUAAAACAUGGGAAAUAUCUGAGUCUGAAGAGGAAACCGACACCGACACAAAGUCCGAUUUAAACCAUGAUGAGAGCAGUGAAAGAGCGACAACAGUCAGCACGGGCUUGAAAAAGGAUCCGAGUUCACAACACAAACGCAAAACCUCGUCAGCAACAAGAAGUGAGUCUAGUUACACUUCUGCUUUGCCUCCUCCGCGGCCAGGACGCUCCGGCACACCAAGUCCUGCGAGAAAACGCCGCACCAAGGAAGAGAUAGAGGCGGACAGAGAGAAAGCCAGGGAGAGGAAGGAGGAGAGAGAGAGGCAGAGAGCAGCCAGAGCCCAGGAGAAGGAGGAGAGGAGACAGGAGCAGCAGAGGAGGAGAGAAGCCGCGGAGAACCUCAAGAGUCUCAGGCCGGAGAACUGCCUCAAGUGUCUGACUGUUUGCAUUGAUCCAGCUCUUCUGCAACAGGAUGGCUCAGACAUCUUGCUGGAUACUCUGGCUGCCUUUGAGUGGAGGUUCAGCAUUGAGAGCCAGCAGCUUCCUCACUGCAUCACCUGGACCAGAGAUUUACCCCAGGGAGACGACGGGAUGGGCUCAGUGGAGGAGGAGCAAGUGCUGCUGGUGCUGGGUCUGACUGACUUCAUGGAGAUGGUGGUUUCCGUGAAGACAAUGCUAGACAGUGAAGGGGAGGAGACAGGGGUGGGGUCUUUUCUCAGUCCUCUUUUGGAGUGUCUCAACCGUGAUGCCAGGAAGGUUGUCACUCUCUUAGUGACAGACUCUCAGCCAGAUUACAGGACAAAUGCUUGUGAUGUGCAAUCUGAAUUAGGAAUGGAGAAUCUUGAUAUUGAAGAGGUCCUUGUUUACCUACAGCUUUGCAAGAAUAUCUCACUGGUCUUCCUGGAUGGCUGGCAGGACGUCACCAACCACGUGUGUGCUGUCACUAAGGCCUUGUCAAAACGCCCUUUCAAACUCCUGACAGAGCGAGCAGAGCUGCCCUUCUGUGUGGACGGUUCGUGGGCCAGCGGGGUUCGGGUAGAGAGGGAUGGCUCGGAGCUGAUCCAGGUCUGGAGCAAACAGAUCCAACAGCUGAACAGAGUUAGCCCUGCUGUGGCCUCCACUGUGACUGCAGCCUAUCCCUCUCCUCAGCUGCUGCUGCAGGCGUACCAGAGCUUGGGGUCCGAAGAGGAGAGGAAGGGGCUGCUGGCUGGUCUCAUAGUGAAAAGCGGAGGUAAAGAGAGACGUAUAGGACCAGAGAUAUCAGCCAGAGUUUACCGCUGCUUCACAGCCCAGAACCCCCAGCUGGUCCUGGACUAAUUUGUAAAAUGAGAUGGAUGGAUAUCAGCGAGGAUUAAUCUGGUUUCUAAUGACACUGUGUCACCACUUGGCUGCUAAUACAUAAAUGUUGAUGUUUACAAGCUAAAUAUAUUCCUUAGAUAUCAUGUUCACCUUCCAGGAAAGUAUUAUUUAUACUCAUCUGAACCUCUGCAGAUUCAAGGAGUAGAAUAUGUUUUGUAAAAUAAGGAAUAAUACAAUGUAUAAUAUGUUAAUACAAUAAUCUAUUAUGUAUAAAUGUAAGCUGUGCUCCAUUAACUGUAUAAUAUUAUUUGUAUAUGUUUGAACUAGUGUAUAAAAUGAGCUGCAACAGAA